Molecule: messenger RNA, 1560 nt
Organism: Papaver somniferum (opium poppy)
Lineage: Eukaryota; Viridiplantae; Streptophyta; Magnoliopsida; Ranunculales; Papaveraceae
Product: histone-lysine N-methyltransferase, H3 lysine-9 specific SUVH4-like
Exons: 13
Coding region: 28-1509 (493 amino acids)
Cellular component (GO): nucleus
Molecular function (GO): protein binding; histone methyltransferase activity; zinc ion binding
Source: RefSeq, a predicted model, not a curated record
UUCUCAGUUCUAUCACAUCAGAAGAAAAUGGCCGGAAUACCAGCAGAAGAAGAAAUUGGAGAUCUUCAUUAUGCCGCCGUACAAGCAACAAUAAACCAGUUUUAUGAGUUUCAUAACCAACUUUGCAGGGAUGGUGAUGAUCUUCCCGAUCAGAAUGCAGUCGCCAGGAUGCAAAACGAGGGUGCCAUUUUGUUUCCAAAGAAACAAGUCGGCAAUCUUCCAGGGGUUGGUAUUGGCCAACAAUUUUUCGCUUGGGGCGAACUGGAUGCAGUUGGAUUUCAUAGUCACGAUAAUGAAGUCAACUAUGGUUUUCAAGAUGAUUUCCCGGAGCAGGAAGAAUACAGAAACUAUACUUACCCCAUAGCUACUUCAAUUGCUGUGUUGUCGAUGAGGUGUUAUGAAGAAGUAGUCGAGUACUGUAUCACUGAAAGUGACCUGAAUUUUGACGAUAAAAUUCGUGCUCUCAAGAACAAUGAGGAGCAACGAAUUCCUCUACGAUUAAUUCGAAAACAUAAGCAUGAGGACAAAUCUGUUGGAAUGGUUCAUACGUACGAUGGAUUGUACGAUGUUGUUAAAAGUUUUGCCGAAGAGGGUGUUUCCAACGGGGUUAUGUAUCGUCUCAACCGUCGCGAGGGACAAAUAUUGACCCUCAACCAAGAUCGGCUUCUCAACGGCUAUCCUUUGGAGGAUUUGAAUGAUAUAGCUGGGAUAUCAUGUGACGAUAUUAGUGCUGAGGACCCGGAGAGAAUACCUAUUAUAGCAACCAAUGUGGUUGACGAUGCGCCAUUCUGUUUCCCCAAUUUUAGAUAUAGCAAAUCUAUGGUAUUUGCAAAAAAUGUGAAUCGGCCAAAAGACCCCGCCGGCUGCAAUUGUGUAGGAAGUUGUUCAGAUCCCUUGAUUUGUCCUUGCGCACGGCUUAAUGUCACGCACCCAUACUCGGAGGAUGGCAGAUUACCGAAUAGAAUCCCAAUAAUAUAUGAAUGUGGAAAGCGUUGUGCUUGCGGUCCUAGUUGUCAAAUCAAAAAGACACAGUGUGGAUUACAAUAUCGGCUGGAGGUCUUCCGCACUCCACAGAAAGGUUGGGGUGUGAGAACACGGGACUUUAUUCAUGAUGGCACGUACCUUGGCGAAUAUGUGGGGAAGAUCCGGACGGAUAAGGAUGCAGAUACAAAACCUGAUACGUACCUCUUUGAUAUCGAUCCACCGGGGAAGAAGAAGAAGAGAACAACAAGGGAUGCCAAUUAUUGCAUAGAUGGGGAGAAAGUUGGGAACUUUGUGCGCUUCAUUAAUCACAGCUGUGAUCCAAAUUUAUUCGUUCAACGUAUUCUGAGCCACCACCAUGACAUUAACUAUGCACGGAUAUCCUUAUUUGCUGGAAAGGAUAUAGCUCCGAUGGAGGAGCUGACUUAUGAUUACAACUACAAGAUAAACAGUGUUAAAGUAGAUGGCCAGAUUAAGAUGGUGAAAUGCCGUUGUUCGUCCAGAAGAUGUCGAAAGCGUCUGAUGUAGGUCUUUAAGAUGAGUGAUAUUGUAAUGAGGUCUUCUUUGUAGGAAUUGUAU